AUGGCCAACGGCACGGUACUGCUGCUGCGGAUCACCCCUGCGGGAAGCGAGGGGGGUUCCAUGGGGUUCAUUCUGGCCGUGCUGGUGGAGGUGGGGGCACUGCUGGGCAACGGGGCCCUGCUGAUCGUGGUGGUGCGUACCCCAGGAUUACAAGAUGGCCUCUAUCUCGUGCACCUGUGCGUGGUGGAUCUCCUGGCCGCUGCAUCCAUCAUGCCAUUGGGCUUGCUGGCAGCACCACCGUCUGGACUGGGCCGGAUGCCCCUGGGCCCUGCAUGGUGCCGGGCUGCGCGCUUCCUCUCUGCAGCUCUGCUCCCCGCAUGCACGCUGGGUGUGGCCGCCCUGGCCUUGGCACGCUACCGAUUCAUUGCACACCCAUUGCAUCCGGGUAUCCGGCCCCGGCCCGGGCUGGUGCUCACCACCGUGUGGACUUCAGCAGGGAUCCUGGGUGUCCUGUCUUUGCUGGGACCCCCUCCCGGCCCGCCCCCUGCACCAGCCCGGUGUUCAGUGUUGGCUGGGGGGCUUGGACCCUUCCGGCCACUCUGGGCACUGCUGGCAUUCGCAUUGCCAGCUUUCUUGCUGCUGGGGGCCUAUGGCAGUAUUUUCCUGGUGGCUCGGCGCGCUGCCACCCUGAGACCUCCCGGACCCAGGCCUGGGGGUGCCCGGCUCCGCUCUGACUCCUUGGACAGCCGGCUCUCCUUCUUGCCACCUCUCCGAUCUCGCCUGCCCGGGGGGAAAGCGGCUCUGGCUCCCAGCCUAGCCAUAGGCCAAUUCGCAGCCUGUUGGUUGCCUUAUGGUUUUGCGUGCCUGGCACCCAUCACCAGGGCUGCAGAGGCCGAGACAGCCGUCACCUGGCUGGCUUAUUCCGCCUUCGCCAUCCACCCGUUCCUCUACGGGCUCCUCCAACGCCCUGUGCGUCUAGCACUGCGCCGCCUCACCCGCCAGGCCCUGCCAAGAUCCUGCGCGUCGCAAGCCUGGCACCCCGGGACUCUCCUACAUCGCCUCCAGAGAACCCCCAAGGGCCCUGUUCUAGCCCCUUGCCAGGCACCAGAUCACACCGGCCAGCUGGCAGAAGGGCAGAGCCCUGGCAGCAGCAUGCCACAGACCACCUGA
Dipodomys ordii (Ord's kangaroo rat) is the source of this 1110-nucleotide messenger RNA. RefSeq names its product G protein-coupled receptor 62 (gene Gpr62). Gene Ontology annotation, biological process: G protein-coupled receptor signaling pathway. The record is from RefSeq and is a predicted model, not a curated record. Gene Ontology annotation, cellular component: plasma membrane; endosome; signaling receptor complex. The transcript has a single exon. Bases 1 to 1110 code for a protein of 369 amino acids. Lineage: Eukaryota; Metazoa; Chordata; Mammalia; Rodentia; Heteromyidae. Gene Ontology annotation, molecular function: G protein-coupled receptor activity.